AUGCACGGUACUGUCUGCUCCGGCCUUGACAGCAAGACACCCAAAACAGACCCCGAGAACCAGCAGUAUUACAUAACUCGACCGCUAUUCAGAGCUAUAGCUAUUGAUAUCCAGGGGCAAGACUAUUCUCGGUGCUACGAUAUUCGUCUAAUUACCUAUAUGCCGGUCUUGAUCAUCCUCACUGGCCAGGAUGACGGGUUAAGUGCCCCUAUCACGUUUGACUCGAUCCCCGAUGCCGAGACCGUCACGAUUCGUGGCAAGAUAGCGGCUCGCACGAAUCUUGAAACAGCCAUAGGCUUCAUUCUGGACCUGGAGGAACGCGAGAACGCGGCAUUUGGUCCACAGCCUGACCCGGUUGCCUCCACGGCCGCCUCCACGGCCGCCUCCACGGCCGCCUCCACGGCCGCCUCCACGGGCAACUCGAUUUACCGUUACCGCAGGAGCACUGCCAAUGAACUCGGCUGGGGCAAUGGGCCAUUGGCAGGACCAAGCUCACAGUGGGUGGAUAUGAAAAAGUAUCCAGACUGGACUGGCCUGGGAGCCCGAUACGACCAGAUUAUCGAUGUCAUAGAGCGAAGAUCGUUUGAGCGCCAUAUGACACUGGAGUGCAAUUGCAUCGAACGGGACUUAAGGAACCAGUAG
This is a messenger RNA of Fusarium keratoplasticum, 642 nucleotides long. RefSeq lists its product as uncharacterized. The transcript has a single exon. NCBI's taxonomy places the organism in Eukaryota, Fungi, Ascomycota, Sordariomycetes, Hypocreales, Nectriaceae. The record is from RefSeq and is a predicted model, not a curated record. Bases 1 to 642 code for a protein of 213 amino acids.